AAACGACGUGGAGAUGAGCUUUUAGAACCUUUUGACUCCAAGGAUUGAACAAGUAUGAAUUUCUCACCACAUUUUUAAUACAUUUCAAAGCUGAAAGGUGAUGAGAAGAGAAAAAGUUAUUAGCUAGGAUAUUUUUUGAUGAACUACAAAAUUCCCACAUAAAUUAGAAGAUUUUAUCGGUAAUGAUAGAACUUUAAUGAAAUAUUGGGAGUCAAAAGAUCAACAAACAACAUUCAUAACACUUUUCUUGUACUUGGAAAAAAACAACAAAAACCUCACAAAAGUGAGCUAAACAACAGGGAAGUUAAGCUAUACCCAUAUUAUAAUUUACUUAGUACAAAGUUCACUUAAUCUUAAUAUUCAAUUUCUUUGACCUAAUCUAUUUUAUUAUUAUUUUUUGUUUAGAUAUAGUUAAAGGUAUAAGGGUAAGUAGAAGACAGAAGUUAAUUUAAUAUUGCAAUAGCUGAGUGAUAGAAACCCAGGCAGGGAUCGGAAACAGAAUUUAGUUAUUUUGAUGCAAAAUACCUCCCUUAUUUCUCAUCCAGACAAACAGACUGAUAAUCCAUUAUUUGGCUUGUUGACUGCUGCUGCAUGUAAGUCUGUGAGACAGCUACAGAAUUCAAGGCCCCUGAGAUCUAUCUUGAUGGGGUCCAUAUUGUUGGUGCACUUUGAAGAAUAUGUAACCAGGGGUUAAAUUCUCUGGUUUUUUUUCCAUCUGCCAGUCAGACAGCCAGCCAGUAGAACAGUUUUUUAAGAGAAAGCAAUGUGCGUUGUUGAAUAUACUUAAUUCUAGUCACAUCUUGGGAUCUUGGGCAUGAUUUUCCUGCAUCAACAGUUCCAUCUUGCACCAGCUAGUGCCUUCUGUUUCCCAUCUUCACUAAGAAAACAAGCAUAAUUUUAGCCUUGAUUAAAAUUAUGCAUGAUAAAUUAAGCUUGAACCAAUCCUCAAAAAGAGAAGUCAUUGUAAAUAGUCAUACUUUCCCAAACCUUGGAUGUCAUCAGGAAGAGUUCUGGAGAGGGUGAUAUGUAGGAAUGUUUCAACUGUUUUGAAAAAUGUUUGGAAAUCAGAGCUUUUUAGAUUUGAUUAGGUAGCAAUACAAAUUCUCUUGCUCAUCUAACUCCCAGAAGUGAUAAACAUGUUAUUUCUCCCUAUAAUAUCCAUACAUUAUCCAGUAAACAGGUUGUGAGAACACUCAAACUUAUCAAGAAGAAUUUGUCAUGUUGAUCUAAAACCACAUUCUCAUAACUAAUUUUACAUGGAAAUGUGUAGUUGCCAGAGGGGAGACUUAACAGUCAGAUCUUAGGAAUCAAAGGCUAAACAUCAAUAGUACUCUUAUUCCAAACAGAGUGCUUAUAUGAAGCUGGAGCAUUGGAGCAUGUAUAUUACUGGUUUAAGGCUUGUUUCUGCUUCAAUGAUGUAGAAAUUUUAAUUAUUUCUUUUCUUGAUGAAGGACCCUGAGUUACCACAAACUCUAGAGGAGCUGAAUGUCAUUGAAGAGGAAUAUAUUAGAAUUAACAAGUUUGGAGAUGAUGUAUACAGCAUACAAAUAGAAUUCAAACCCACUGUUCCUCACUGUUCCCUUGCAACCCUCAUUGGUGAGUUAGCUACUCUUGAAUUUUGUCCUGUGAUUCUAUGCAGCCAUAUUAAUUCCCUCCCCUGAGUAGGAUGAGUUAUUAAAGAGGUUUGCUCCAGAAAUGUUACAAUUUUAUUCAUAAAAUAAGUGAAUUACGUAUUUUAAUGGUUCCUACUUACGGUCUCUGAGAGGACUGAUUUGAUUCUCCUUUUGGUUUCAUCUGAAAAAGAGCAAAUUUUUUUUUACUGCGGGUCUGUACAGUAAUAGAUCACAGAAGACAUAAAAAUGUGGUAAAAACAGCAGUGACACACUCGUCUGCACCUUUGUGUGUAACUCUUUCGUAACCACAUUUUCAUUUCAUCAGGGAUCUAAUACAGAACAGACGUAUGGCAACAUAGAGUUUAUUGUGAACUCUGUCAUUUCAACAUGUAUUUGAAAUUAUAUCACAGACUGCCUUUAGGGAUUCCAUGGAAUAACCUAACCUUUCAAAAAUUGUCCUAAAAUGAACAAUUAACUUGAUCCAGGAGGAUGCCAAGACGAUUUAUCAUUAGCCCACUGUUUCUUUUACAGGCCUAUGUUUGAGGGUUAAAUUGGAGCGUUCAUUACCUUACAAGUUUAAGGUGAGCUUUGUUAUUUUAAUCUCAUUUCUAUAAUACCAGAAAGAACUACUGAUAAAGACAUCUGACUAAAACAGCUCUUUGCAUAACAAAUCUUAGUUUAUGUUACCAUAAAGUUAAGUGUAAAAUGAGACCAAGUUGUUAAAAAAUCCAAUAUAAAAUUCUGAUCAAUGUUAUAUUACUUCACUGUGCUUAGAUUUCCCUCAUUGGUUGAUUAUAUUUUACAAAUUAAUAAACUUAAGACACAAGUAAGAAAAGAAGACAACAUCAAACUAAGGAGAUAGUGAAUCUGAAAUAUACUGUGCAAUACUAUUGUUUAGCGUAUAAAUUGCAGUGUUUCACAAGGAUUUCCAGCCUUGAGAAAAUGCAUAAAUUUUGGAAUUUUUUAUUUGUUUGAUAUCAUCAAUCAGCUGCUGUCACAUUGCUCACCUUUUGCGCCUCUCUGUCAGUUUGACAAAUGAAUGGCAAAGCAUCCACCAUUCUUAAUUCAAGGUCCUUUGUUGAAUUUUCUUGUCAGGAAAAGCCUAUGCUGAUUAUAUAAUAAACAAAAUAAUACAUAGUUGCUUGUAAGUAUGGAAUUUCUCUUCUCAUGUUCAAAUCAAUACCUUACUUGUUUGCUGCUCUUACUCAUGAGAUGUUAAGGUGAAUUGACAUGAGAAGAAAAAAUCCUUAAUUACAUGCCCUCCUUCAUUAUUCCCUACAUUGUAUUUAUUUUGCUGGGAUGCAAAAUGAACUUGAUAUUUAAUUCCAACCCUCCUGGAAAUGAGUAAGUUCUUAAGAGGGAAUAGUCAGUAGUUCAAAUUCUGAUAAUAUAUUUAAAAAUGCUUUUUUUUUAUUUGCAGCUUGAUAUCUUCCUUUCCAAGGGAACUCAUUCAACUGAGGAUGAAAGUAUGUUAUAAAUUGGUAUUACAUGUAUCAUGUUAGCCAUUAUGUGAAGUAAAAUUAAAGGAAAAUGCCAUAUGAUUACCAGCCUCAAAAGCAAAUGUUUUGACUAACAUUGUCUUUAAUUGUACAUGUACUUUUGCCACAACUCCUCAAGUUAUUAAUUGCAAUUUUUUUCACAAAGUACUACUUGUAGUCACUCCAGUGUAGGUUGCUGAUUUUGUUUAAGCUAAGUGAAUGCCUGUUUACAUCCAAAUUAUUGUUUUCUUCUGGAUGUGGUUUAAAAACUUGUACUUUCUUCUUGAAGUAUCUGCAAGAUGUCUAUGUAAAAUGAUAUUUUGUUUAUCUCCUUAGUCAACAAACAGAUAAAUGACAAGGAGCGCAUAGCAGCAGCAAUGGAAAACCCAAAUCUAAAGAAGAUUGUUGAGGAUUGUAUCUCCAAUGAAGAUGGAUAAACUCCAGUUAGAUGGCUUACAUAUAUAAAAUUUAUCAUACGUGUGAAACAUGCUGAAUGCUAUGCAAUUUUUAACCUUAGACUAGAUUAUCCAGACAACACGAAUGCAGUGUUAUAUUUUGUAAAAUAAUGAUCACAUUUCAUACUCUAUCAUUUCAGGCAACAUGAUGAUCUUUUAAAACUCAUAUAAAGUAAUGGUAGUCUGCUAUAAGUCUUUGUACGACUUUCAGUAAGUAAUAGCAUAAAGAAAACAAAUAUCUCUUUACUUAAAAAAAAUGUUCUUAAAGAUAUACUUACAGAAUUACUAGGCACAAAACAAUGACAUCUAGAAAAUGAUCUGCAUUUAAUUAUGUUUGGAAAAAUUUUCAGAAUGCUUCAAUUCAUGAGUGGUAUUGUUAUUUAAAAUACACUGGUCAGGAAUAUAUUGAAAAUUGAAAAUUGUAUGAAAGAGCAAUUUUUUCAAGAGUUUAUUUUUAGUCCUGAGAAGGGUGAAAUGUCAGUUGUGAUAGUUAAUUAUAAUAGCGUUUGACCAUAUUCCUAAUGUUAAUUUGCACAAUACAGGCCCUAAAUUAUUAUACAUGUAGUUAAUUGCUCUUUACUCUACAAUGUUGGUACUGUGUAUGGAGUUGCUAAAUGGUAGAACUUU
Messenger RNA from Pocillopora meandrina, 4173 nucleotides. NCBI's taxonomy places the organism in Eukaryota, Metazoa, Cnidaria, Anthozoa, Scleractinia, Pocilloporidae. The record is from the annotation of a GenBank genome assembly.